Pungitius pungitius (ninespine stickleback) is the source of this 888-nucleotide messenger RNA. It is a transcript of the gene cckb, whose product is annotated as cholecystokinin b. Gene Ontology annotation, molecular function: neuropeptide hormone activity. Gene Ontology annotation, cellular component: extracellular region; axon. Bases 163 to 573 code for a protein of 136 amino acids. Lineage: Eukaryota; Metazoa; Chordata; Actinopteri; Perciformes; Gasterosteidae. The transcript is spliced from 4 exons. The record is from RefSeq and is a predicted model, not a curated record. Gene Ontology annotation, biological process: digestion.
AUAAGGCUUCGCAAACACACCGAGGGACACACAGGAUGUGCGCUGAGACACACACACACACACACACACACACGGGGAGUAUAAAAGGGGCAUCCUUCCCACUCACCAGAGAAGUGCUCUGCUUACUCUCACACACUCUGACACUCAACCUCGUUCCUCAAGAUGGCUGCUGGGCUGUGUGUGUGUGUCGUGCUGCUGGUCCUGUGUACGAGCUGUUUGGGGCUCCCCUUCUCCCCCCAGCCUCUAGACGAGGGCCACCGCUCCGUCGCCUCUGAAGCUCUCCUCGAGGGUGCCACCCACACCUUGGGGGGGCCCCACGUCCAACACAGCCGCUCUGCCCCCCAGCUCAAAGCUCUCCCCGUGGGCGAGGAGGAGGACGCAGACCCCCGAGCCAACCUCAGCGAGCUGCUGGCAAGACUCAUCUCGUCCAGGAAAGGCUCUGUGCGUAGAAACUCCACAGCGAGCAGCAGAAGCAGCGGACUGAGCGCCAACCACCGGAUAGCGGACAGGGACUACUUGGGCUGGAUGGACUUCGGGCGCCGCAGCGCGGAGGAAUACGAGUACUCCUCGUAGAAAAACGAGUCCCGGCUCGGGGGGGACCUCGGCGUAAAUAAGGAUGAAGGGAAAAAAAAUAAUAAUAAAUAAAGAAACCCACGCAACGCUGGCUCCCCCCGCUGUCUCAUAAUAAAGAGUCGAUUCAUGAUGUAUUUGUUGUACAUUUGUUUGUAAAACUGUAACGAUGCAAUAUACAUAAUGCCAAAUUUCGCAGAAAAGCUCUCACUGUCCAAAGGUGUGUUUCGGUUUCUGGUUUCCUCUGGUUUCUUCGUUGUUGGAAAAGGGAAUUGGUUUGGUGUGUGAAGACGGGACUGAAUAAAGAUUGGAAACAUC